AUGUCUGGUGCCGUAGGCCGAGAGGCAGUCUUCCCAACUCGCCAGUCAUUGGGGUUGAUGAAGAACAAGCUGAAGGGGGCGGAGAUUGGCCACAGCUUGCUGAAGAGAAAGAGUGAAGCUCUUACAAAGCGCUUCCGAGAGAUCACACGCCGUAUCGAUGAAGCUAAACAAAAGAUGGGCCGUGUCAUGCAGAUUGCAGCAUUCUCAUUAGCUGAAGUGAGCUACGCUGUGGGAGGAGACAUUGGUUAUCAGAUCCAGGAGUCCGCCAAGCAGGCUCGUUUCCGUGUGCGAGCCAAACAAGAGAACGUCUCUGGUGUUCUUCUGCCCUCCUUCGAGAGCUACACGCAAGAUGGUGUCAAUGACUUUGGCCUCACUGGUUUAGGCAAAGGAGGACAACAGAUUCAACGCUGUCGGGAAACGUACGCACGGGCUGUGGAGACAUUGGUGGAACUUGCAAGUCUACAGACUGCCUUCCUGAUUCUGGAUGAAGUUAUCAAGGUUGUUAACCGAAGAGUUAACGCCAUUGAACAUGUGAUUAUUCCUCGAACCGAGAACACUAUCAAAUACAUCAACUCCGAGCUGGAUGAGCUCGACCGAGAGGAAUUCUAUCGCCUGAAGAAGGUCUCAGGAAAGAAGAAGAGAGAUGUUGCUGCUGCAGAUGCUGCGAUUCUUGCAGCCCGCCAAAGGGCAGCCGAAGAGCAAGCAGCGAACCCGGAGGCCGCUUCUAAGGCACCACCUGCCAAAGAAGAAGAGUCGACGGAUGUCCUCGGUGAGAACGAAGACAACGAUGUCAUUUUCUAG
Molecule: messenger RNA, 801 nt
Organism: Penicillium olsonii
Lineage: Eukaryota; Fungi; Ascomycota; Eurotiomycetes; Eurotiales; Aspergillaceae
Source: the annotation of a GenBank genome assembly